AUGCGCAAAUCUUACGACUGGGCCGACAUCUCGAAUCACUCGAAGCCAGAAGACUUGUUUCUGGUGAUAGAGGGGAAGGUCUAUGACGUGACACGGUUCCAGCAUGAACACCCGUGCACUGCCGAGACCGUACAUGCUGACCCGCCUGUUUGGGUGCGCAGUGGUGGCGACGAAUUUCUAGUGGACCAGGGCGGACAAGAUGUCACGGAGCUCUUCAACGACGCGGGCCACAGCGACGAAGCGCGGGCUAUACUCAAGACACUCGUGAUUGGCGAAGUCAAGGUUUGA
Molecule: messenger RNA, 288 nt
Organism: Clonostachys rhizophaga
Lineage: Eukaryota; Fungi; Ascomycota; Sordariomycetes; Hypocreales; Bionectriaceae
Source: the annotation of a GenBank genome assembly